Synchiropus splendidus (mandarinfish) is the source of this 1577-nucleotide messenger RNA. RefSeq names its product heparan sulfate (glucosamine) 3-O-sulfotransferase 2 (gene hs3st2). The coding region runs from base 237 to 1325 and encodes 362 amino acids. The transcript is spliced from 2 exons. NCBI's taxonomy places the organism in Eukaryota, Metazoa, Chordata, Actinopteri, Syngnathiformes, Callionymidae. Gene Ontology annotation, molecular function: [heparan sulfate]-glucosamine 3-sulfotransferase activity. The record is from RefSeq and is a predicted model, not a curated record.
UCGCGCUUGUGAGACUUUCAGCGAGGACGCGGUCGGACUUUUCCAUGUCUGAAAACGAGCGUCCCUCCCUCGGGUGUUGGUGCACAACAGAGGGAACGCUUCAAAGUAUGGACGUGAGAACUUGGCUCCAUGACUUUGGACUCCGGUGCUGACUUGUUUCCUGGCUCCAGCUGCAGAGGAGCAGACGGAGCAACAAUCCGAUGGAACAUCAUGCGGCGGUUUGAACCCAUGGAGACAUGGCACAGAGGUUCCUCUCAUCCACCAACAGAUUCAUCUUCAUAUUCACCGUCUCGCUCUCCUGCACUUACUUAUGCUACAGCAUCAUCUUUUGCCGCAGCUCGAUCAUGACACACCGGAGUUCCGACGGGAGACGAUGCGCGUCCGGGAAGAACGCGGGAGGGAAGAAACUUCUGGGCAAACUGGAGAACUGCGCUCCGCUGGUGGUGCGCUCCUCCGCGCUGGACCCCCAGCGUGGCUCCAGCAAAACGUCACAUGAGAGCCAGUGGUCCGAGGUGAACGUGAGGAACAUGACCGUGGCGCAAAGGUUUGGGAAUAAGAAGCUGCCCACUGCGUUGAUAGUCGGUGUGAAGAAAGGGGGGACCAGGGCGGUGCUGGAGUUCAUCCGGAUACAUCCAGAUGUCAGAGCUCUGGGGACAGAGCCGCACUUUUUCGACCGACACUACGACCGAGGGCUGGACUGGUACAGGAGUCUGAUGCCCCGGACUCUUAACAGCCAGGUGACUUUGGAAAAGACUCCAAGUUACUUUGUCACCAGGGAAGCACCAAAACGGAUUGCGAGCAUGUCACACGAGACCAAACUGAUCGUGGUGGUGCGCAACCCGGUCACCAGGGCCAUCUCGGACUACACCCAGACGCUCUCCAAAAAGCCUGACAUCCCCACGUUUGAAGAGCUGGCAUUUAAGAACCGAAGCCUGGGUUUGGUGGACACCUCCUGGAACGCCAUCAGGAUCGGAAUGUACAUAAUCCACUUGGAGAACUGGCUCCAGUAUUUUCGCCUUUCGCAGAUCCACUUCGUGAGUGGGGAGAGGCUGAUCACCGACCCGGCAGGGGAAAUGGGUCGGGUCCAGGACUUUCUGGGACUCAAAAGAAUAAUCACGGACAAGCACUUCUACUUCAACCGAACCAAAGGUUUCCCGUGUCUGAAGAAGCCGGAGAGUAGCAGCCAACCACGCUGCCUCGGCAAAUCGAAAGGUCGGACUCACGUGCAAAUCGAGCGCGAGGUCAUCGAGCAGCUGCGGGAGUUUUAUAGGCCGUUUAAUAUCAAGUUCUUUGAAACUGUGGGGCAGGACUUCAAGUGGGACUGAGAACAGCCCGAAAUGUUUAUUAAGAUCCAUUGUACUUUGCAGAAUAAUAUAUAUAUAUAUAUCAAAUAAUACACAUCUGAAAAGUGCCAUUUCUGUAAAAUUUAAAGAAUAUAUUUAUCUUCUACCAACAUAUAUAUGUUCAAGAAAGAAGAGUUUUUGUACUGAACUGAUGCCAAGUUAGCUUAUUAAUGUUGGAUCCAAUUCCAGACUGACUAGUUUCCCAGAUGACUGAGAAGUAACUCCCAAUCCCAA